Molecule: messenger RNA, 639 nt
Organism: Pipistrellus kuhlii (Kuhl's pipistrelle)
Lineage: Eukaryota; Metazoa; Chordata; Mammalia; Chiroptera; Vespertilionidae
Exons: 3
Coding region: 1-639 (212 amino acids)
Source: RefSeq, a predicted model, not a curated record
AUGGCCGGGCGCGGGAGACUCCACUCCCCACAUCGGCGGACCCGCCGCGCUGCGGAGCAUGCGCCGGGCUCGCGCCGCGCCGGGCUCGGUGUGCGCAUGCUCCGCGGGGACCGCUCCGCCGGCUCCGCCCGGGCGCUGGCCGGUGGCGGGCCCCGCGCCCCCCGGAGCCCGCUGGGCGGUGGGCGGGCCGGGGCCCCGGGAGCGCGGCUUCUGGCGGAGAGAAGCCAGCCGGCCGGCCGAGAGGGCCCUCCUGAGGUUCGCCCGCGCGGCGCCCACACUCCCCGGGACCCAGGACGUGCCGGGGACACACACCUGGUUCCCUGGAGCGGACAGCAUCCCCGGGGCAGAAGUAUCUGUGUGGGUCCAGUAUUGGAAUUUGAGAUGACUUGUGUUGGAGAUUAUUGGGUCCUUGGGCAAUUCUUUUGGUCCCAAAGAAAAAGAGGUAUGGCAAGGCUGACAGAUCAGGGGAUGACUGCCAUGAAAAUGAAAAUUUAUUAUGCUCACAGAUCCCGAGAGGAAAGGACACACCCCAUCGUGAGGAUCACACAGGGAAGCAUGGGUAAGUCAGAGGCAGACGGAGUAGGGAGAAAUGUUGGCAAAAGCCUUGACAGUGGUUUCUGCAAAAAGAAACAGGUUUAG